This is a messenger RNA of Pygocentrus nattereri (red-bellied piranha), 3061 nucleotides long. RefSeq names its product cyclic nucleotide gated channel subunit alpha 3a (gene cnga3a). The record is from RefSeq and is a predicted model, not a curated record. Gene Ontology annotation, biological process: monoatomic cation transmembrane transport. The transcript is spliced from 9 exons. Gene Ontology annotation, molecular function: intracellularly cAMP-activated cation channel activity; intracellularly cGMP-activated cation channel activity; protein-containing complex binding. Gene Ontology annotation, cellular component: intracellular cyclic nucleotide activated cation channel complex; plasma membrane. NCBI's taxonomy places the organism in Eukaryota, Metazoa, Chordata, Actinopteri, Characiformes, Serrasalmidae. Bases 347 to 2632 code for a protein of 761 amino acids.
CCUCAGUAAUAGUGGAUACACAAACAUCUAAAACUGUGAGGACGGUGGUGGAUUAAUAUGACCCUGUUUCACGCAGAACACAGUGGAUUAUGGCUCAAAACACAAAACGUGGAUUUUUUUUUUCAAGAAUGGGAUUUUACCGUGUCACAUUGAGAGGAACUUGAGGAUUAAAAGGUGUCCAAGCUCGUUCUGACAGAAACCCAGAGAGAGAGAGAGAGAGAGAGAGAGAGAGAGAGGUCAUCGCAGUUAAAUCUGUCGAUGAAGUAACUUUUAUCAUCUCAUUCAAGCCUUGCAGUGUUCUAGCAGGAGCUGCAUGUCCUGGCAGGGCUGAGCGAGAGCAGUGAGAAUGGCGAAAAUCUGCACCGAAGAGUCGUACCCAUCAGUUCGAGACAUGGACGAUGAAGUGGACCGAACUGAUAAUGGUGCCAGCAGGAUACAUUCUAUAUGUGAAGACACUACCUCUGAUAUGCAAGGAAUCAAUUCCACAGCAACCAGUCAGCUUCAGGAGUCUCGCAGAAGCUCGUUCACAGGUGCUGGGGCCAUGGCCAGGCUCUCCCACUUCCUGUUUAUGCUGCGGAACUGGGCGUCACAUAGGCUGCAGCGUGAGGUCGAGCGGCCCGACUCCUUCUUAGAGCGAUUCCGUGGGCCUGAACUCAAAGAUAUUUCAAGCCGGGGCAGCUAUGCCCACUCCUCCUUAGGGCACCCUGACAGGCCUCAUAAGAGGAAAAAUACCAGUCAAUGGCCUCUAGCUGUGUACAAUGUGAACAACUGCAACAACACAGAUGAUAAAGAAUUUGCUUCACUUGAUAAAAAUACAAUUAUUACCUUUAGCAAAAAAGAGGAAAAAAAGAAAGAUGAGAAAAAAGAGGAAGAGAAAAAAGAUGGAGACAAGGAGGAGAAAAAGGAGGAGAAAAAGGAUGAGAAAAAGGAUGAAAAGAAGGAUGAAAAGAAAGAUGACAAGAAAGAUGACAAGAAAGAUGACAAGAAGAACGAUAAGGAUGAUAAAAAGAAAGAGCCACUGAAAGAGGUGUGGAUCAUGGACCCGGCCGCAGACACAUAUUAUCGAUGGCUAACAGUAAUAGCAGCGCCAGUAUUUUACAACCUGAUGAUGAUCGUAACAAGGGCCUGUUUCAAUGAGCUACAGUCCACAUACACAAUCCUGUGGAUCAUUCUGGACUACACUGCAGAUUUUAUCUACUACACAGAUACAUUUGUAAGAUCAAGAACAGGUUUCCUGGAGCAAGGCCUUCUGGUUAAAGAUGGCAAGAAGUUGAUGGACCACUAUAGAACAACCUCACAGUUCAAAUAUGACAUGAUGUCAAUGAUUCCAACUGAUAUUUUUAUGCUGAAGGUGGGAUAUGACAACCCAGAACUGCGGUUCAAUCGCCUUUUUAAAAUGUCAAGGCUCUUUGAGUUCUUUGACCGCACAGAGACCAGAACAAACUAUCCCAAUAUUUUCCGUAUCAGCAACCUCGUUCUUUACAUCUUGAUCAUUAUCCACUGGAAUGCCUGCAUCUUCUACGCCAUUUCUAAAACCAUUGGCUUCGGCACCGACACAUGGGUAUACCCCAACAUUAGCCAUCCUGAAUACGGACGCCUGGCUAGAAAAUACAUCUACUGUCUGUACUGGUCCACUCUCACCCUGACCACCAUUGGAGAAACCCCCCCUCCUGUCAGAGAUGUUGAGUAUCUGUUUGUUGUUGCUGACUUCCUCAUUGGGGUGCUGAUUUUUGCUACUAUCGUUGGUAAUGUUGGUGCAAUGAUCUCCAACAUGAACGCCUCCCGCGCUGAGUUUCAGGCCAAGAUAGACUCCAUCAAGCAAUACAUGCAGUUCCGUAAAGUCUCCAAAGACCUGGAGGCCAGGGUCAUCAAGUGGUUUGACUACCUCUGGACAGAAAAGAAAACCUGCGAUGAAAAGGAGGUUUUGAAGAACCUUCCAGACAAGCUUAAGGCUGAGAUUGCCAUCAACGUCCAUCUGGAUACGCUGAAGAAGGUGCGGAUUUUCCAGGAUUGUGAAGCUGGACUGCUUAUCGAAUUGGUACUCAAACUGCAGCCUCAAGUGUUCAGCCCUGGAGACUACAUCUGCAAGAAGGGGGACAUUGGAAGAGAGAUGUACAUCAUCAAGGAAGGGAAGCUUGCUGUGGUGGCUGAUGAUGGCAUCACACAGUUCGUAGUACUCAGUGAUGGAGCUUACUUUGGAGAAAUCAGUAUCCUCGGCAUCAAGGGCAGUAAAGCUGGGAACAGACGGACGGCUAACAUCCGGAGUGUGGGCUACUCCGACCUGUUUGCCCUUUCCAAAGACGACCUCAUGGAAGCACUUACAGAGUAUCCUGAGGCCAAAAAGGCCCUGGAAGAGAAAGGGAAGGCCAUCUUGAUGAAAGACAACCUGAUAGACGAAUCAGUGGCCAACGCAGGGGCUGACCCCAAAGACCUGGAGGAAAAGAUUUUGCGGCUGGAGAGCAAUCUUGACCUCAUGUCCACCAAGUUUGGCAAACUCAUGGCAGAAUACACGUCCUACCAGACCAAGAUCAAGCAAAGGCUCUCCAACAUGGAGAGCAAAGUGAAAACACUGCGGGCAGAAGAUCUGUCUGAAGUGGUCGAAGACAAACAGGAAGAGAAGAAAACAAAAUAGAUACAGUCUACAAAACACAGGAUGUGAAUGGAUAUAGCACAGACAAUGGGCUUAAGGGUUUCUCUCUUUUUUUUAUAUGUAAAUAUUUUCAAGUAUAGGCAGCACACUACUUUAAACUCUUUAUACAUUUUGUUUAUAAAUGUCCGAUGUGUGCUUCUAUUACGUACUAUUACUUUUAUGCAUCAUAAAGUUUAAGUAUUUUGAGUUGAAUUCAUGUGCAUAUAUAUAUAUAUAUAUAUUCUCAUUGUAAACAUUGUUUCUUAUAUGAUGUUUUUCCUUGUAAUCAGACAGUGUGGGUCUGCAAGCAACAUUCAAGGACUUCUUUAUCCUUCAGAGUAUGUAAUGUCUACUGCAUAAGGGUCUUUUUUUAAUCUGUAGGGACAUUUCAGGAUGCUGCAACUACGCUUAAAGAAUUUGACAAGUACUGAA